Messenger RNA from Gastrolobium bilobum, 1328 nucleotides. RefSeq names its product protein STRICTOSIDINE SYNTHASE-LIKE 10-like. The record is from RefSeq and is a predicted model, not a curated record. The transcript has 3 exons. Bases 89 to 1204 code for a protein of 371 amino acids. Gene Ontology annotation, molecular function: strictosidine synthase activity. Gene Ontology annotation, biological process: biosynthetic process. NCBI's taxonomy places the organism in Eukaryota, Viridiplantae, Streptophyta, Magnoliopsida, Fabales, Fabaceae.
AACAGAACAGAACAGAACAGAACAGAAACUCUCUCAUUUAUUCAUUGACUUCUACUUCCACAUUUUCCACUGUAGCCAGUAGCUAGCUAUGAACUCGAGGGUCAUUGUUGUUGCAACUGUGCUUGCACUCUUCGCCAUCUCCUUCUCCUUGUUCAACCCACAAAGCCUGUUUGCGCCACCUCCUGUUCCUGGAUCCAAGGACAUCCUUCCCUCUGCUCGGAUACUCAAUGUCACCGGAGCCGUUGGACCGGAGAGUCUUGUUUUCGACCGUGACGGUGAAGGUCCGUACACCGGCGUCGCCGAUGGUCGGAUUCUGAAGUGGGAAGGGGAGGAACGAGGUUGGACUGAAUUUGCUGUUACCAGUUCCAAUAGGACGGAAUGUGUACGUCCAUUUGCACCAGAGUUGGAGCAUGUUUGCGGGAGGCCAUUGGGACUAAGAUUUGAUAAGAAAAGUGGAGAUCUUUACAUUGCUGAUGCCUACCUAGGCCUAAAAUCAGUUGGACCUACAGGGGGUUUGGCCACCCAGUUGGUAACAGAAGCUGAAGGUGAGCCUUUGCACUUCACCAAUGACAUGGACAUCAGUGAAGAUGAAGAUGUGAUUUACUUCACCGAUUCAAGCACAAUCUUCCAGAGAAGGCAAUUUAUGCUUAUACUUCUUAGUGGAGACAAGACCGGCCGGUUAAUGAAAUAUGAUAAGUCAACAAAAGAAGUGACAGUUUUAUUACGCGGCCUUGCUUUUCCCAAUGGUGUUGCUUUAAGCAAAGAUGGCUCAUUUGUUGUGGUAGCUGAAACCACUACUUGCAGGAUCCUGAGGCUUUGGCUUCAUGGACCUAAUGCUGGUCAAGUUGAUACUUUUGCUGUGCUGCCAGGUUUUCCAGACAAUGUAAGAAGAAAUUCUGAAGGGCACUUCUGGGUAGCUUUGCAUGCAAAAGGUAGUCCUUUUUCGAAGUGGGUUUCUUCCAAUUCAUGGGCUGGGAAGGCAUUGCUAAAGCUUGCAUUUAACUUCAAACAAUUACACUCAUCAUUUGCUGGGGGGAAGCCUCAUGCUACUGCUAUAAAGCUUAGUGAUAAAGGAGAGAUUUUAGAAGUCUUGGAAGAUUGUGAAGGGAAGAUCUUAAAGUUCAUCAGCGAAGUGGAAGAGAAAGAUGGGAAGCUUUGGAUUGCAUCAGUGUUGAUGCCAUUUAUUGGCAUCUAUGAUUUAUGAGAGUGCAUCAUAGAUAAGAUGCCAUUUGAAUUAACUUUUAAAAUAAAGAUAAGAUGUAGUUGUUUAUGCAGAUUGUGUAGUAUUAUCAAUUACUUUUGAGUUAUUGAUGAGGCUAGUUUUUACA